UCCCCCUGCUCCACUUUGCUAUAUGUGCUUAAAGAUAUCAACAGUAAAGGAACAACAAGUCUACUGCCAAUGCGGAAAAAACAACAGUCAAACAACAAAAAAAACGGAUGACAGAAUGAAAUGUUUGAAACUGACAGAUCUCUUUGAUAAAGCAAGGAAGUGACAGACUAACUACAUGAUCUACUCCACACACAGGAUUGUGAGACCAGAGUACCUUAUUAAGCCUCUGAAGAAAAGGAUGACGGCAAAAGCCAGUCUGUUGAGACAUCUGGAAACGAAGUGACAAAGCUGAAAGACCUAAUGGAGGAUAUGGACAUUGAACACUACUAUGGAGAGAAGCUAUCGCUUGGCAGAAUACUUGAGAUUGAUAAGAAGACCAUCACUGAUCAACCUGUCAAGAGUAAUUCAGACGUUCCUUUGUGUUUUCUAAAGAAACUGAUGAUGGUUAAUGUGACAGCGAGAAAUGUGAAAUCAGUGUGUGAAUCAGACUCUGAUGAUAAAUCACGGGAUUCAAACUUAGAUCUUGAUGAUCUGUUUGAGAGCCCAAACACUGGUAGCAAGCUAAACCCCCUUGACAUAAUCACUGGUCUCUUUCUGGGUUCUGAUGUUUUUGUACAGCAAGAAAUGGCACUAAAAAUGUCCAUGUGUCAGUUCUCUGUUCCCCUGCUGCUUCCUAACCAUGACACCAAUAAGUGCACACUCAUGCUGUGGGCCAUGAGGGACAUUGUUAAGAAGUACAGACCUCAGUCUCUCUCAAAUUCCAAGGGCUUCAUUGAAGACAGAAUUGUUCUCUCUAAACUUCCAAUGAUCUCUUUUGUCAGACUGGGUGAGUGCUCCUUGUCCAAGUCAGAGAUUCUCAAUAAACUUCUGAGCAAUUCUCAGCAGUACCAUGAUACCUUUGUUCAUCGCAACAUGGAGUGUGGUGACAGUCCAAAGACAAUAUCCAACGGAAUGACUGAAAUGACUUGGUAUCUUCCAUGUGGAAACCCUAACAUUGAUAUUUUCAGUGAGCCAGUGGCUGUAGCUAACCUUCGUGGGGACAUUGCUUCAUUUGUAACACAAUACUCCUUUUUGUGUCAGACAUCUGCAGCAGUUUUUGUGUUCUUUGACCAUUUAGAUGCUAAGAUCAGUCUACUUACCAACCAAAAGCACAAUGGACAGAUCUUCUUAGUGGGUAACUAUGAGAGUAAGCACUUCAGUAAAAAUGCUCGGAAAAACUUAGCUGCUGAAAUGGGUUUGACUAAAUACAACAUCAUUAUUAAGUUAAAAGAGAAAAAUGAUGCUGUCUUGUUAAACGAUCUGAGAAAAACUAUCACAGAUGUAGUUGAAAACACAAGGAUGAAGAUGACAAUAGAGCAGAUGGCAGACAUUGCCCGUCAACUGGGGAUCCUGGUUGAUGAAGACUCUCGAGAGUGCCAGACUGCAAGGACAAAUGCUGAGGCGAUAACUGAGGAAAUUCAAGACAUCCUUAAAUACAAAGAAGAUCAGCUUCCCCGGCAAGGACAAAUAUGGAAAGAACUGACCUGUUUAGAGAAGGAAGAAUUUCGACUUCGAAAUGUUGGCUCUGGAAAUAUAGAAGAUUACAAAAGUGAACUUCAGCUAAAGAAACAAGGGAUGCGGAAAAAGCAGAACAAGUAUGACAUGUCGACGGCUAUGACAUGCUUCAUCAAGGCAAUAUCAAGCCCAGGAACAGAGAGGUUUUAUUUCCUGAAAUGGAUGCGAAUGAACCUUGAUAACCUGUCUCGUAUAAAACUGUCUGAACUAAGGGAGAAAUAUAAAGAAAUAUGCAAGAACUCUGAGAACAAAGAGGAGAUCAACAAAAUUGACAGACAAAUUUCCAACAGUUCUCUGGGGACUGAACACUUCUUCCGUGAAAUGGGUCAGAUCUAUGAAGCCUCACUGUCCCUUCCAAAAACAGAUCGAGCUCGUAAACAGUUGCAACAUCUGCCCAAACUGUGUGCAGAGUUGUUGCUUGAUGGAUUUCCUCUUGAGCUUGUAGAUGGAGAUGCAUCCAACAUCCCUCUCAGAUGGGUGUGUGAUGUUCUCUCUCAGCUCAGUGACUUGGUGUCUCCAAACAGAAAGAUACGUGUAGUCACAGUUCUUGGAGUUCAGAGCACAGGAAAGUCCACUCUCCUUAACACCAUGUUUGGAGUGCAGUUUGCAGUCAGCAGUGGUCGAUGUACUCGAGGUGCCUUUAUGUUGCUCAUCAAAAUCAAUGAAGACAUGAAAAAAGUCCUAAACUGUGACUUCAUGCUGAUCAUUGACACUGAGGGCUUAAAGUCACCAGAACUUGCACAACUGGACAACAGUUAUGAGCAUGACAAUGAGCUUGCUACACUUGUUGUGGGGCUGAGUGAUGUCACAGUUGUCAAUGUUGCAAUGGAGAACUCAACUGAAAUGAAGGACAUCCUACAAAUAGUUGUGCAUGCUUUUCUCAGGAUGAAGGAGGUGGGAAAAAAGCCAAAAUGUGUGUUUGUUCACCAGAAUGUGUCCGAUGUUUCUGCCCAUAAGAACUCACGAGACAGGAAACUGCUCCUGGAACAGUUAAAUGAGAUGACCAAGGCAGCAGCCAAAAUGGAAAAGAAAGAGGAGAACAAGAGCUUCACUGAUGUGAUGGAGUACAGUCCAGACACUGGGAACUGGUACAUUCCUGGACUCUGGAAUGGAAACCCACCAAUGGCACCAGUCAAUGCAGGCUACAGUGAGGCUGUAUAUGAGCUCAAGAAAAACAUCAUCCAACUGCUGGGAAACUGUGAGUCAUCUGCUAAUGAUGUCAUGGAGUUUAAAGAGUGGGUGACAAGUCUGUGGACUGCAGUAAAGCACGAAAACUUCAUCUUCAGCUUCAGAAACAGUCUAGUAGCUGAUGCAUACAUGAGACUCUGCACAGAAUUCAACAAAUGGGAGUGGGAAUUCAGAAAAGAAAUGUACACCUGGGUAACAAAUGUAGAAACAAGAAUCUCCAAUUUUGGUAAAGUUGCUGUAAAAUUUGAAUCUUCUGACAUGAGAGACUUUCUCGCAUGCUUGAAAAUUGAAGCCACCACAGUGCUGUCCACAUGGGAGAAAAAACUUCUUGACAAUCUGACACAGUAUUUCAAGCAAACAGAGGGUCAUGUUUAUCUUGUAGAAGGAUAUAAAGAGGAAUUCGCAAACAGUGCAAAGAGCCUUCGGCGUGAAAUGGAAAGAUCUGUUUUUAAUCAGCUCACUGUAGCAGCAGAAAUCAGAGAGAAAAGGGCAGAAAUUGAAAAAAUCAAAGAAAAUCAUACACUGUAAAAUCUAAUUAGUUCCCAGAACUCAAAAAAAUUAUGGAAACUCGUUGCCUCAAA
Molecule: messenger RNA, 3323 nt
Organism: Oreochromis niloticus (Nile tilapia)
Lineage: Eukaryota; Metazoa; Chordata; Actinopteri; Cichliformes; Cichlidae
Product: up-regulator of cell proliferation-like
Exons: 3
Coding region: 301-3270 (989 amino acids)
Molecular function (GO): GTP binding
Source: RefSeq, a predicted model, not a curated record